Anguilla rostrata (American eel) is the source of this 832-nucleotide messenger RNA. RefSeq names its product MCTS1 re-initiation and release factor (gene mcts1). Lineage: Eukaryota; Metazoa; Chordata; Actinopteri; Anguilliformes; Anguillidae. The transcript has 6 exons. The record is from RefSeq and is a predicted model, not a curated record. Bases 156 to 701 code for a protein of 181 amino acids. Gene Ontology annotation, biological process: formation of translation preinitiation complex. Gene Ontology annotation, molecular function: RNA binding.
AUCUGCUGUAAAGCUGUGUGUCAGAACUGAAGCGUGGAUGUUCAGAGACGCACGAUUGAACGUUUUUAUUUGCUAUUAACAUAUAUUGGUAUUGGCAUAUACGAGCUUGAAAGAAUAAACAAAUUGAGAAUUUUCCCGGGGAUCGACGAACAAGGAUGUUUAAAAAAUUUGAUGAAAAAGAGAAUGUUUCCAACUGCAUUCAGCUGAAGACUUCCGUGAUCAAGGGCAUCAAAAACCAACUGCUGGACCAAUUCCCAGAUAUCGAAUCAUGGUUAAACCAUAUAAUGCCAAAAAAGGAUCCUGUCAAAAUAGUGCGAUGCCAUGAACACAUUGAAAUUCUGACAGUAAAUGGCGAGCUGCUGUUCUUCAGACAGAGGGAAGGUCCAUUCUACCCCACACUCAGAUUGCUGCAUAAAUACCCCUUCAUUCUUCCACAUCAGCAGGUAGAUAAAGGAGCCAUCAAAUUUGUCCUCAGUGGAGCCAAUAUCAUGUGUCCGGGACUGACAUCUCCUGGUGCCAAACUAUACCCAGCUGCCACAGAUACAGUGGUCGCCAUCAUGGCUGAGGGUAAGCAACAUGCACUCUGUGUUGGGGUUAUGAAAAUGUCAGCAGAAAACAUAGAGAAGGUCAACAAGGGCAUUGGGAUCGAAAAUGUCCACUACCUGAACGACGGACUGUGGCACAUGAAAACGUAUAAGUGACCGAAGGCAUGGAACUCCCGGACCGAGGCCUCAGAGCUGGCUGUCUACUGUUUACAUCAAUGGACUCAACCGUGUAACUAACUGGCGGAGGCUUUAAUUAUGAUGCACAAUAAAACCUUGCAUUUACGGCA